CUUCUCUCUCCUCUUCUUUCUUAAUAUUCCAACUAAUCUCUUCUGCGCGUCUUCACCUCCACAAAUCCAUUGCUCAUCACCCUAACCUCGAUUUCAGUACUGCUAUUCUUCUGAGAAAAGAUUUAAUUUGCAGUCAAAUUUGUAAACUCUGUGCUCUGAUAUUAGCGACCGCGGUUGCGCCACGUGUCCAUAGCGGCUGAGGUCUCUAGUUUUUUGUCCCCCUUGGGGCCCCUAUUGAGCUUAAUUUUAACAAACCUCUCAGCGGUGCGCAGCCCCUUGCACGUUGUUACUUGUUAGGGGAAAGAUUCCCAUAUAUUGUUGCUCCGAUCAACUCGUUAGUUUGUUAUCACAGUAGCUUAAACCCCCCCUCCCUCCUGGCCGAAAAGAAACGUUGUUGCGGCCUUGCGAGUGGUCAACUUGUUAUAGUUUCCGGUUUUGGUUCUUAUUUCAGCUUUGAUAGUUUACUUGGAUAAUUAGAGACGUGUGUAUUGGCGGAAUCUUUCUUUCUUUCACAGCUUUUUUUUUUUAAUUUUAAUUUUUGGGCCAGUGGCAGGUCGCGUAGGACUAAGGAGACGAGUACGACAGAGAACAUGCUGUAUAUUUUGUUGCCUUAGUUUAGGCUUAAAAAUAAGUGGCCAUUAUGCUACGUUUGUUGGUUUAAAUGUUACCGAGCUUCAUUGAGGACGGGUUUACCUGAAGGAGUACUGUGAUCAAGCCAUAGAUGGCUCCGCUUUUUGUAUCCAUGAUACUCGCGGGGAUGGGCUCGUGUCCCGAGUUUAAUAGUGUUCUGGGAGCGUAUUCAUCCUGCUAUCCAGUUUAUUUCUGGUCACUUAUUUACUCUCUACGGAGGGAGCUCGAUUCCUCUUUCAUCCUCUGAUUUAUUUUCCUCUUGAAAAGGAGAGCUAACACCAUGCUAACUUCAGUUCCCAUCAAAUCUAAUUGCCUAACGAUAUCUUGGAAUCAUAGCCAAUGAACCCUCAGUCUCAGACGGCAAUAUCUGAAGCUAGUAGAAUGCAUGAUCUUAAGAUGCCGUUGUUGCAGACUCCCCAAGAUGCCACGCUCCGGGAGGUUAAGUUUAGAAUACAGGAUAUUACUUGUGCAUCCUGUGUAAAUUCAAUAGAAUCUGUAGUUGGAAACCUUGAUGGAGUUACUUUUGUUACGGUGUCAGCAAUUGAUGGCAAAGCUACAAUCAAAUAUCUGCCAAAACUUAUUAGUGUCAAGAAAAUAAAAGAAACUAUAGAAGAAGCAGGUUUUAGAGUUCACAAGCUUUCAGAGCAAGACAUAUCAGUAUGUAAGGUCAGGAUUAAAGGAAUGGCGUGCACAAGCUGCUCUGAAUCUGUUGAACGUGCUCUUCAAAGGGUUAAUGGUGUGAAAAAAGCAGCAGUAGGCCUGGCUUUAGGAGAAGCAAAAGUGCAUUUUGAUCCUACUCUCACUGAUAUAAAGAAAAUAAUUGAAGCAAUAGAAGAUGCUGGCUUCGGAGUUGAUCUCAUUAGCUCGGGGACUGAUGUGAACAAAGUGCAUCUAAGACUUGAAGGACUUGAUUCUCCAGAGGAUGUCAAUGUUGUAAUGUCAUCUCUUGAAUUAGCUAAAGGUGUAAAUCAUGUUGAGAUGGACUUGACAGAACGUAAAGUUACAGUUUCCUAUGAUCCAGAUGUUACAGGUCCCAGAUCUCUCAUACAGUGCGUUCAAGCUGCUGCUCAUGGCCCCAGUGGAUAUCAUGCAGUCUUGUACUCUCCUUCAGGACAAAGAGAAACAGGGAGCAUGAAUGAAAUUCUUAUGUACAGGGACCAAUUUUUGUUUAGCUGCAUAUUUUCAGUUCCCGUGUUCUUAUUUGCCAUGGUACUUCCCAUGCUUCCUCCGUAUGGCAACUGGUUGAACUAUAAGAUCCAUAAUAUGUUAACUAUUGGAAUGUUUCUAAGAUGGAUCCUUAGCACGCCUGUUCAAUUCAUAGUUGGCAAAAGGUUCUAUCUUGGAUCAUAUCAUGCACUGAGGCGAAGAUCUGCUAACAUGGAUGUGCUGGUUGCACUUGGCACUAAUGCUGCGUAUUUUUACUCUAUUUAUAUUCUAAUAAAAACGCUCACUUCAGUAACAUUUCAAGGACAAGAUUUCUUUGAGACCAGUUCCAUGUUAAUAUCCUUUAUUCUCUUGGGAAAAUAUUUGGAGGUUGUGGCUAAAGGGAAAACAUCAGAUGCUUUAGCAAAGUUGACACAACUUGUUCCUGACAAAGUUUGUUUAUUAGCCCUAGACGCUGAUGGGAAUGUCAUCUCUGAGACAGAAGUCGACACUCAACUUAUUCAAAGGAAUGACAUAAUUAAAAUCGUUCCUGGGGCCAAAAUUCCUGUCGAUGGCAUUGUUCUAAAAGGGCAAAGUUAUGUAAAUGAAAGUAUGAUCACAGGUGAGGCAACACCAAUUGAUAAAAGCCCGGGAGACAAGGUUAUUGGUGGGACCGUGAAUGAGAAUGGCUGCUUACUGGUUAAGGCCACACAUGUUGGAAUGGAAACUGCACUUUCUCAAAUUGUUCAACUUGUAGAAGCCGCUCAACUUGCUAAAGCACCGAUUCAAAAACUUGCUGACCGAAUUUCAAAAUUUUUUGUUCCAAUAGUGGUUGUUGCAGCAUUCAUAACCUGGCUGGGAUGGUUCAUCCCUGGUGAAGCUGGCAUUUACCCUAAGUAUUGGAUACCAAAAGCUAUGGAUGCAUUUGAGCUUGCUUUGCAGUUUGCUAUUUCGGUUCUUGUUGUUGCCUGUCCAUGUGCUCUGGGUCUAGCAACACCAACAGCAGUCAUGGUUGCUUCAGGUAUGGGUGCUUCUCAAGGGGUACUUAUCAAGGGAGGAGAUGCACUGGAAAAGGCACACAAGGUGAAAGUUGUUGUGUUUGAUAAGACAGGGACACUUACCAUUGGAAAACCAGAGGUGGUCAGUGCAGUGUUAUUUUCUGAAUUUUUGAUGGAGGAGUUAUGUGACAUGGCCAUUGCUGUGGAGGCAAGCAGCGAACACCCAAUAGCAAGAGCUGUUGUGGGUUAUGCAAAGAGGCUGCGCCAGAAGUUUGGGUCUAGUGCUGAGCAAGUCUUUGAUGUGAAGGACUUUGAGGUGCACAUGGGGGCCGGGGUAAGUGGAAAAGUUGGGGGGAGAACAGUUUUAGUUGGGAACAAACGACUAAUGCAUUCCUGUAACGUUUCAAUUAGUCCCGAGGUGGAAAGGUAUGUUUCUGAAAAUGAAGUUCUGGCUAGAACCUGUGUGUUAGUUUCAAUUGACGGAAAGAUUGCUGGAGCUUUCUCUGUAACUGAUCCUGUAAAGCCUGGGGCUAAGCGCGUGAUAUCUUUUCUCCACACCAUGGGCAUAUUAAGCAUCAUGGUGACUGGUGAUAACUACGCUACCGCAGCUGCUAUUGCAAAUGAAGUUGGUAUUGACAAGGUCUUUGCUGAGACUGAUCCACUGGGGAAAGCAGAUAAGGUUAAAGACUUACAGAUGAAAGGUAUGGUGGUGGCGAUGGUGGGCGAUGGAAUCAAUGACUCACCAGCUUUAGUUGCUGCAGACGUGGGUAUGGCAAUUGGUGCCGGAACUGACAUAGCCCUAGAAGCAGCCGAUAUAGUUCUGGUCAAAAGCAGCUUAGAAGAUGUGAUUACAGCCAUAGAUCUCUCGAGAAAGACCAUGUCUCGCAUCCGUCUCAACUAUAUCUGGGCUCUUGGUUACAACAUUCUUGGCAUGCCAAUUGCUGCCGGCAUCUUGUACCCCUUCACCGGAAUCAGGUUGCCCCCGUGGCUUGCUGGUGCUUGCAUGGCUGCUUCUUCUCUUAGUGUUGUUUCUUCCUCUCUCCUGUUGCAGCUCUACAAGAAACCUUUGGACGUGGGAUCCACUUGAUGCUCUCCCGGGACAAUUUUUCAAAUACAUGAAGGCGAGUUCCGAUCCACCGUCCAUAAUAAUGGCACCUAUUAGCCUUUAAGUUGUAACUAUCAGCCGGCUGAUUGAUGCCAUUUUUCCCUAAGUGGAUUUUUGGUCAUUCGUAACUAGUGAUUUCCAUUUCAAAUUGGCUGUCGGUGCAAUGAAUAAUUUUAUUAUGAAUAACAAUUUUUCUCAUGACAA
Molecule: messenger RNA, 4080 nt
Organism: Neltuma alba
Lineage: Eukaryota; Viridiplantae; Streptophyta; Magnoliopsida; Fabales; Fabaceae
Product: copper-transporting ATPase HMA4
Exons: 9
Coding region: 970-3858 (962 amino acids)
Biological process (GO): monoatomic cation transport
Cellular component (GO): membrane
Molecular function (GO): ATPase-coupled monoatomic cation transmembrane transporter activity; ATP binding; copper ion binding
Source: RefSeq, a predicted model, not a curated record